This is a messenger RNA of Diachasmimorpha longicaudata, 3039 nucleotides long. RefSeq names its product adenylate kinase 7-like. Gene Ontology annotation, biological process: nucleobase-containing compound metabolic process. The coding region runs from base 374 to 2767 and encodes 797 amino acids. Gene Ontology annotation, cellular component: cytoplasm. Gene Ontology annotation, molecular function: ATP binding; AMP kinase activity; nucleoside diphosphate kinase activity. The record is from RefSeq and is a predicted model, not a curated record. Lineage: Eukaryota; Metazoa; Arthropoda; Insecta; Hymenoptera; Braconidae. The transcript is spliced from 13 exons.
UUGAAAAAAAAUUAAUUGAAACUUUUGUACUCGUACGGCCUCUGCAUUGUGUUGCGCAAUAUUUGCCUGACCCGAAAGUUCGAGGUAGAUUUGCCCAGUAGACGAAUCAAUGGUGAAUGGGGUACAGAGAUAUCAGCCAACGUCUGUAAACCUAGAAUGUCAACCUCAAGGACUAAUCAGUCCCCGAAUUGCCCUCUGGAGACUAUAUUUACGAGUUCCCUCACUCCAAUAGGCUCAUAAAGUAUUCAUCAGGAUCGUGGGAGUGCCUCAACGAGCCACCAGCUCCUCUUGGUCUACCACAAGUUCCAAGUUUGUUAAACUAAAUUUCACGUAAAUAUCAGGACCUCUGUAACCGAGAUUAUUAAUUCCAUUUAUGCGCGGUAGUUGUGCGCUAAAGUGUAGAUUAUCUGGGGUUCGUUUGAGGGAUCUGCGGAGCUUUGAAGUUGUUCUCCUGAGGGUGUGUAAGACGAUGAACAACAAGGAUUACGGGGAAUGUCGGCCGACCUUCAGAACACCCCGGGUCUUUAUCAAUCACAUGGACAGUUAUCAUGGAAGAGCAUUGACUGAUUUUUUCUUGGGCGUUCACCGCCACGGGGAAGGGGAAUAUAAACAUACGACGUGGAGAGAAGAAGAUCCGGAGUGCGAGGUGAUUGGGACGAUUCACGAUACUGAGAGUACCUUGAACUACGCAGACAUAACUGUUCUAGAUCCCCACAACAAGGAAGAUUUUCUAAAGAAGUUAUUGUCCUGCCAGCUCGUGAUUUACGACAUUACCUUGGAUGCUGGACAGAUUCAUGAGGCAGAGUGGGCUCUCGAGGCCCUAGCUGGUACUUUGGCAUCUCCCGAGUAUCUCCCACAUAAUGCGGAAUCCCUCCACUUUCUGUUGAUCUCAUCAGUAAUGACGUGGGCUCACACUCGGCAAUUGGAUCCCCAGAGCUUGAAUGCACCUCUCAACGAACUAGAUUACAGAAAAAGAGUGCCCCAUCCCAACUUUGUGAGUCACAAGGACUGCGAGACUCGAGUAAUGCUCAUGAAAGAGCACUCGAUGUUACAAAAGAAAUCGGAGAAGAAAUUGAAGACUCUGGUCCUUUGCUGUGGAAUCACUUAUGGGAAUGAAGAGGGGCCCCUCCACUUUCUCUUCAAGCUCGCCUGGCACAACUCCCCUUUUCUACCCAUUUUCGGUACUGGGAGAAAUAAGAUUCCCCUGCUUCAUGUUGAUGAUUUGUCGAGGAUCGUGCACUCACUUUUUUACGACUGGCCGGAAGAUCGAUGGUACCUUGUCGCGACAGAGCACGAUGUCAUUUCUCAAACGACCAUCGUUGAGAAUAUCAGCCGACAUAUGAGCAAUGGGAAGAUAAAGAGUGUAGAGACGCUGGAGAACUCGAUAUUCAAAGGGAAUAUUAGUCAGAGGGAUUUAGACGUCAUGAUGGUGGAUGUAAACAUCGAGCCGGCAUUUACCCUGGAUCAUAAUCUCCAGUCUGAGAGGACCUUUGAUAUGCAAGUGGAGAGGAUAGUGGAUGAAUACAGAGCAAGCAGAAAUCUACGACCCGUGAAAAUAAUCAUCCUGGGGCCACCAGCCAUUGGGAAAAGCACUGUUGCUCGUAUCAUCUCCCAGUUCUAUAGAAUACCAUAUGUUUCCGAGGAGUCGUUGAUAGCGGAGGCCAUUAGGAAUGUAACAACUGCAGGCGAGGGAGGAGGAUCAUUAGCUGCGAAAUCUCCGGAAUAUCCCAAGGACAGAGAUAGUGAAGGCGACGAAAAGCAACGAGUGGUCGGGGCGAGUCCAAGUUCCAGUUGGAAAUCACUGGGCGAACUCCAGAGGCAACUGGAUGAAAUACACAACAGUUUCGGUCUGAAUAAUGGCCAAGGCAGGGAUGAUAUCGUGAACAAAUUACUAAAAACAAAAUUCAAAUCACCGGAGUGUACCAAUCAGGGCUACGUGCUGGAUGGUUACCCCAGAACUUGGAAUGAAGCCCGUGAUUUAUUCGAUAACAAACUCACAGUAACUUCAAACACAACAUCCUCAUCCGAAAAUUUGAGAAUGUUUCCCGAGUUUGUGAUGCAACUCGAGGCAACCGAUGAAUUUCUCCACAAUCGUGUACUAAAUUUACCCCACAGUGUGAUACAGACUACCCAUUAUGAUGUGGAAAGCACGAUGAAGCGCCUCGAGGAAUACAGGAGGAGAAACACUGAAAAUGAUACGGCGUUGCGAUUCUUCACGGAGAAUGGACUACAUCCGCUUAUUGUGGAUGUCGAGGAAGAGUCUGGCGGUAUGCACACCAUUUUUCACAAAUGCCUCGAGACAAUCGGACAACCGAGAAACUAUGGGCCAGCAGUCGAAGAGCGCGUGGCAGAGGCUGUGGUACGUGACGUUGCCAAUGUGUGGGGAACCUCAGUUAUUGGAGCCGAGAGAGAGGAGGAGGUGAAUUUUCAAAGGAAAGUGAUACGAGAUCAAGCUAUGAGGGAGCAGAAGAAUAACAUGGAAAAUCAGCUCAAAGAGGAGGAACAUCUGCUGAGAGCUCUCUCGGAGCCCCUGCGCCUGUACCUCCUCAAGUGCGUAUUUCCCACGUUGAGCCAAGGUCUCCUAUCCAUCGUUCAAUCGAAGCCUGACAAUCCCCUGGACGCUUUGGCAACGUAUUUAUUCCGCAAUAAUCCUGAGGGAAAAAUGAUCGAUAUUCCUCCUGAAUUAUCGACAGAACUCGCGAGAGAUUCGCGCUCUGACGUAAUUAUGGAUUUGCGCGAAGGGCCGUUAAAUGACAUCGAGUUCUAGGAGUGGAAAAUCAAACGUUGCUGAAUAUUCGAGAUUCUAUAUUGAGAACCGAGAUACACGUGAGUUAUUGAAUAACAUCUGAGUAUUUUUAUAUUUUGCUCCACCGAUGAAUAAACGAAGUGGAAUACGUAACACUAGUGCGUAAGGACGUUCACGAUGGGAACGAUUACGUGAAAUUUUGGUAUAUUUUCAUCCUGAAGAGUAAUCACUCUUUAAUUAGCUGUGAUUUAAUGUGAGCCUCAAAGAGACAGGAACACACUCAAGUAUUUCGA